Stylophora pistillata is the source of this 1520-nucleotide messenger RNA. RefSeq names its product D(1) dopamine receptor. Gene Ontology annotation, molecular function: G protein-coupled receptor activity. Gene Ontology annotation, biological process: positive regulation of MAPK cascade; adenylate cyclase-activating adrenergic receptor signaling pathway. Gene Ontology annotation, cellular component: plasma membrane. NCBI's taxonomy places the organism in Eukaryota, Metazoa, Cnidaria, Anthozoa, Scleractinia, Pocilloporidae. The record is from RefSeq and is a predicted model, not a curated record.
GUUAAUGAUGGUUGAUAUUCAGGUAGCUUAGCCUUAGGCAUGGCACGUAUUUUUUGCCGACUUGUGGGCGCUUAAUUGUGUAACAAACCUGUCUCAUGACAUACCGUAAAUAGAAUGGUGGCCGAUGAACUAAGGAAACUGUUUUGAAACGGGAUCAGACUACCUCUUGUCGCCAAUGUAAAAGAUAGUGCUGUGUGCUGUACACUUUGCUCCAAUCAAGGGCAAAACCUUUCAAGGCGAGUUCGUCCAACUAGGCAGACGCCAGCUGUGCUCCAACAUCUGGGCUAAACUGCGUUAGUGACAUCUGCUCUGUGACAACAACUCGAGUUUAAUCGCAAGAGUUGAUUUGAAGUACUUUGAAAGAGGUGAGAAAAGCAGACAAAAUCACGAGGAGACAUGGCAAACUACACGAACUCUUCGAAUGUGACUGACCCCUUGCAGACUGCUCCCUCAUUGCGGCCAGCGUUUCAACCGGAUGAUUGGAAUCGAUCCUUUACGAUGUUCGUGGUUAUAGCCGAGAUUAUCAUAGCUGUCGUAUCACUAGUUAGCAACUUUCUCGUCGUGUACGCUUUUGUUGCCUACAAAAAACUUCGGACGAGUGUCACGAACUAUUUUGUAAUAUCAUUGGCCGUGUCAGACAUCUUAACCUCAGGACUGGUCACUACAUUCACAGCGGACAUUUCCAUGAAUCCCCGUUGGACGCAUGGCUUAUUCAUGUGCAAUCUCUAUACAACAAUGUUUUUACUGGCCUUACCGAGCUCUGUAAUCAAUUUGUGCGCAGUCACUGUGGAUAGAUACCUCGUCCUAAGGAUGCCACUCCGUUACACGUCCCUUAUGCCGCCAAGAAGAGCUGUUUUCAUCAUCUGUUGUUUGUGGAUUUACGCUAUAACGUGGUCUUGUCUGCCUGUUUUGGGCUGGCACGCUCCAACUCCCGGAGGAUCUGUGAUAUAUAACGGCCAUUGUUACCAUACGUCCACAAGUUUAUACAAUAAUUUGGUAAAUAUUAUAAACUUCUUACUUCCCAUGGUUUUUAUGGCAAUAUUCUGGGUCUUUAUUUAUUCCAUAGUUCACAAGCAUCGCAAAAGAGUUCUGAAGAUAGAGAGAAGUCUCUCGCUUAACACCAACGAAUCGUCGAAUUCCAGCAACAACAUGAACGGAGAAGUCCAUCCAAUGACUCAACUCACGGCGCGAAAUGAAAAAACGGAGAAAAAACGAUUGCAGCGUAAUGUUCGCGGAUCUCGUUUCAUUGGCUUUAUUGUUAUACUGUUUUAUUUCUGCUGGCUUCCGUACGUCAGCUUAAGCUUCAUAGCCAACAUCUGUAGACCAUGCCAGGCCCACAUUCCGUAUUUUCUCUACGAGGCUUUUCUAGCGCUUGGUUUCCUCAACUCAGCCCUCAAUCCAUUUCUGUACCCGUUCCACGAUAAACAUUUUAAAGCAGCGUUUAGAGACAUGUGGAAAAAAUUGAGAAGCAAGGCUUUUGUAAGGUUAUUUCCAUCACAGGGCAAAGGCGUAGUUUUUAU